Molecule: messenger RNA, 2274 nt
Organism: Arabidopsis lyrata subsp. lyrata
Lineage: Eukaryota; Viridiplantae; Streptophyta; Magnoliopsida; Brassicales; Brassicaceae
Product: phosphatidylserine decarboxylase proenzyme 3
Exons: 21
Coding region: 157-2067 (636 amino acids)
Biological process (GO): phospholipid biosynthetic process
Molecular function (GO): calcium ion binding; phosphatidylserine decarboxylase activity
Source: RefSeq, a predicted model, not a curated record
UCGGUGUGAUAAAUUCCCUCUCCACCUCGGUGACACAGGUAUUUUGCAAAUAGAAAGACUCCGGUCACUGCCGCUCACUGACUUCUUCUUCCUCCAUCUCCGAAUCUCCGAUCCACAGGAUUACCAAGCGCGUGAGGUCUAGAGAGUUAGAGAGCCAUGGGAAACGGAAACUCCACGGAGGCGAAAGAGUCGCGCCGAUCAAAGAUGCGACAGAAGAUUCAGAACUUUCGCAGCCGCCGCCGUCUUAGUCGUCCAGGAUCCGGAAGCGUCUCCGGAUUGGUUAGUCAGAGAUCUGUGAGCGCAGAUGAUUUCGCCGGCAUUGCUCUUCUCACUCUCAUCGGCGCGGAGAUGAAGUUCAAGGACAAGUGGCUCGCCUGUGUUUCCUUCGGGGAACAAACAUUCCGUUCGCAGAUUUCAGAUUCCACAGAGAAGCCGAUUUGGAAUUCGGAAAAGAAGCUUCUCCUGGAGAAAAAUGGACCAAGUCUGGCUAGAAUCUCUGUAUUUGAGACCAAUAGACUUUUGAAGAACAAUAUCGUUGGUUAUUGUGAGCUUGAUCUACUUGAAUUCGUAGUGCAGGAACCUGACUCUGCUUGCAAAUCAUUUGACCUGUUAGACCCGGCCUCGUCUAAUGUUGUUGGCAGCAUGUUUGUCUCAUGCUCCGUUGAGGAUCCUGUUGAAACCGAGACAUGUUUUGCAAAGCGUAUUUUGUCCAUAGUGGACUAUGACGAAGAUGGAAAACUCUCAUUCUCAGAGUUCUCUGAUCUGAUGAAUGCUUUUGGGAAUAUAGUGGCUGCUAACAAGAAAGAGGAGUUGUUCAAAGCCGCUGACCUGAAUGGGGAUGGUGUUGUUACAAUUGAUGAGUUGGCUGCACUUCUUGCCGUUCAACAGGAACAGGAGCCAAUUAUAAAUAGUUGUCCGGUUUGCGGUGAGGCUCUUCAACUUGACAAGCUCAAUGCAAUGAUCCAUAUGACUCUCUGUUUUGACGAAGGAACUGGUAAUCAAACGAUGACCGGAGGGUUCUUGACUGAUAGGCAGGCUUCAUAUGGAUGGAUGUUCAAACUAAGUGAAUGGACUCAUCUAUCAACUUAUGAUGUUGGUUUGAAUACUGGUUCAAGUGCUUCACAUAUUGUGGUGAUUGAUCGGAAGACUAAGAGGCUCAUGGAAGAGUUGAUUGAUUCAAAGAUUGUUAUGUCGAUGAGAGCUAUUUACCAGUCAAAAAUCGGACUCCGGCUUAUGGACCAAGGAGCAAAAGAGAUUUUGCAGAACCUUUCUGAGAAACAGGGGAAGAAGAUGAACACAGUUGAAUCUGCCCAAAAUAUACCCAGCUUUCUCGAGUUUUUCAAGGAUCAAAUAAACAUGGCCGAAGUCAAGUAUCCUCUGGACCAUUUUAAGACGUUCAAUGAAUUCUUCGUACGGGAGUUAAAGCCUGGUGCAAGACCAAUUGCGUGCAUGGAUCAGGAUGAUGUUGCUGUAUCUGCUGCUGAUUGUCGAUUAAUGUCGUUUCAAUCGGUGGAUGAUAGCACGCGGUUCUGGAUCAAGGGCCGUAAGUUUUCAAUCAAAGGCCUCCUUGGGAAUGAUGUGCAGUCAGAUGCUUUUCUUGAUGGAUCUUUGGUGAUAUUCCGAUUGGCUCCACAGGACUAUCAUCGUUUUCAUUCUCCUGUCUCUGGUGUCAUUGAAAAGUUUGUCAAUGUUUCUGGAAGCUUAUAUACAGUUAAUCCGAUUGCUGUCAAUAGCAAGUACUGUAAUGUGUUCACUGAGAAUAAACGGACAGUCGUAAUUAUAUCAACAGCAGAGUUUGGAAAGGUCGCAUUUGUUGCGAUUGGAGCGACAAUGGUUGGUAGUAUCACCUUUGUUAGGCAAGAGGGAGACCAUGUGAAGAAAGGGGACGAGCUUGGUUACUUUUCAUUUGGUGGAAGCACAGUUAUAAGCGUCUUUGAAAAGGACUCGAUUAAGAUUGAUGAGGAUCUCUUAGCUAACAGUGCUAGGUCCUUGGAGACAUUAGUUACUGUUGGAAUGCAACUAGGUGUCUCCUUUCCAAAGAUAGAAAACUGUGUUAUUGAACCCUGAACUGCUUCAAACUAUGUGAGUUAGUACGAAACGACAGAUGAUUUUCUUUGGUUUGGUUUGGUUUGAUUUGAUUUAGUUUUCUCUUUUUAUCAAGAAAGAACUCAAUUCCUCUCUGUUUGAUACACUAUGACUUUGCUCUGUAUAUAUAAACACCAGUAAUAUGUCCCGGGCAGUGAUACUUGUUAAUGUUUACGGUAUUUCGCUUUU